AUGGGUUGCACGCAGUCAAAGGCAGAUGAACCAAAAGGACCCCAUGAUAAAGAUGUACAAAGGCAACAAUCAACUAAAGAUGAAUGUGGACGUUAUCCAAGCCAGAAGUCCAUAUCGACUAGAAAACGUAAUGAACUCGAUGUUAAACCUCCACCUGUUAAGGCAAUCCCCAAAAUUUCGCCAAAAUAUGUACCAAAAAAAGGGAAUUAA
Messenger RNA from Plasmodium gonderi, 210 nucleotides. RefSeq names its product conserved Plasmodium protein, unknown function. The transcript is spliced from 2 exons. The record is from RefSeq and is a predicted model, not a curated record. Bases 1 to 210 code for a protein of 69 amino acids. Lineage: Eukaryota; Apicomplexa; Aconoidasida; Haemosporida; Plasmodiidae.